CAGCAGAGAUGCCAGUGAGUAGAGCUUACACGUGGAGCUUUGUGCGUGGCGCUUUGUCCAAUGUGUGUUUUUUGUGUGCCUCCCUGUUCCCAGCUAACGAGAUGUCCAUAGGCCCCAAUUCAACCUUCUAUUGAUUCGCUAUUACAGAUUAUCCAUAAGGACAGAGAACAGUACAGCGAUGAUCUGACCACGAUUCCCAACAUGUACCCUGUGUACUCAUAUGUGACCUCGGACUCGAUCACUGCGCAUAUCGCGUACCUCAAGUUGACCAAGAUUGGUGAUGAAAGCAGUGCCAAAACUCAAAGUUUCCUCUUUGAAAGUGCCAAAAAUGGUGAUACCGUUGAUCGUUACUCGUUUAUUGGCUUCCAGCCAAAGAAGAUCAUCAAUACUGGUCCGGAUUUCGGGUUGGAAGUUGAUCCUUUGAAUUUGCUCGAGGAUGAAAUGUCUCAGUAUAGACAGGCCCAAUUGCCAGGAAUUCCAAAACUGUCUGGUGGUGCAAUCGGCUACAUUUCAUACGACUGCGUGCAAUAUUUCGAGCCAAAGACGAAGAGACCUCUAAAGGAUGUGCUACACUUACCAGAGGCCUCACUGAUGCUCUUCGAUAACGUCAUUGCAUUUGACAACGUGUUCCAAAGAUUUCAAAUCAUCAACAAUAUCGUUGUCAAUCUGGACGACUCUGACGAAGAGAUCAAGUCGAAAUACGCAAAGGCAAGGGAUAACAUUCAUGCCAUUGAGACCACCUUGUUGGAUGACUCAACUCCAAUUCCAUAUCCUAAACAGGGUCCAAUCAAACAAGGACAAGAUUUCACUUCGAACAUCGGACAGGAGGGCUAUGAGUCCCAUGUCAAGACUUUAAAGAAACAUAUUCUUAAGGGAGAUAUCAUUCAAGCUGUUCCAUCGCAAAGAGUUGCAAGACCAACUUCGUUGCAUCCGUUCAACAUCUAUAGACAUCUAAGAACGGUUAACCCAUCUCCAUAUAUGUUUUACGUUGACUAUUUGGAUUUCCAAAUUGUCGGUGCAAGUCCUGAACUGUUGGUGAAAUCCGACUCCAACAACAAGGUCAUCACACAUCCGAUCGCAGGAACUAUAAGACGUGGUAAGACAGCCGAGGAAGAUGAUGAAUUUGCCCUUGAGCUGAAAUCCUCUAAGAAGGACAGAGCCGAACAUGUGAUGCUUGUCGAUUUGGCCAGAAACGACAUCAACAGGGUUUGUGAUCCAACCACUACGAACGUUGAUAGAUUGCUUACAGUGGAGAGAUUCUCUCACGUCAUGCAUCUGACCUCGCAGGUCUCUGGUACCUUGAGACCAGACAAGACCAGAUUCGAUGCGUUCAGAUCCAUAUUCCCAGCUGGUACGGUCAGUGGUGCGCCAAAGGUUCGUGCGAUGGAGUUGAUUGGAGAGCUCGAAGGCGAGAAGAGAGGUGUCUAUGCCGGUGCUGUUGGCUCCUGGUCAUACGAUGGUAAGACCAUGGACACGUGUAUCGCGUUGAGAACAAUGGUUGUCAAGGAUGGCAUUGCCUACUUGCAAGCUGGUGGAGGUAUCGUGUUUGACAGCGAUCCAUACGAUGAGUACAUCGAGACGAUGAACAAGAUGAAGGCCAACAACAACACCAUUGUGGAGGCUGAGAAGUUGUGGGUUGACAAGCUGAACCAACAGCCACUGUGAUGGUCCCGUGUAUAAGACUUGAGUAAUGUGUAUAUAUAUAGAAGUUGGUUACCUGUACUGGUCGUCUGAUCAAUGUGGUGUCCGGAUGUAUGGGUGUCCGGAUGUGUAGCUGUCCGGGUGUUUGGUGUCCGGAUGUCCGGGUGUGGCCCCCUCUGAUCGUCGACAGCCAAAUUUUUCCCCUUAAAAAUCAAACUUCACAAAAAU
Williopsis jadinii is the source of this 1869-nucleotide messenger RNA. It is a transcript of the gene TRP2, whose product is annotated as anthranilate synthase TRP2. Gene Ontology annotation, molecular function: anthranilate synthase activity. The transcript has a single exon. Bases 202 to 1665 code for a protein of 487 amino acids. Lineage: Eukaryota; Fungi; Ascomycota; Saccharomycetes; Phaffomycetales; Wickerhamomycetaceae. Gene Ontology annotation, biological process: L-tryptophan biosynthetic process. The record is from RefSeq and is a predicted model, not a curated record.